UCUGCAAUUACCAUUACUUCCCAAGUCUUCUUCUUCCUCCUAUUCCACUUUUUCUUCUCUAAGCAAAACCCCAACUCCCGAUAUCUCCCUCUCUCCCACUCCUUCCCUCCACUUUAACUCGCUCUUCACAAAUUCACAAUUCAAUCCCCAAUUCCUAAAUCCCCUCUUCUUUGAGCGCCAUGGAUCUUCACGUCUAUGGUGUCUCCAAGUUCUUUUCUUUUCUCUCCUGUUUUCUCUUCCUUUUCUUCACCAUCUCUGCAUUUCCUCAACACCCAUCUUCUAAUAACACUGGUAUCAACUCUAACUCUGUUCUUGUUGCUCUUCUUGACUCGCAUUAUACUGAGUUGGCUGAACUCGUUGAAAAGGCUCUUCUUCUUCAGACUCUUGAAGAUGCUGUUGGUAAUCAUAAUAUUACCAUUUUUGCUCCUAGAAAUGAAGCUUUGGAGCGUCAGCUUGACCCUGAGUUUAAGCGAUUCUUGCUUGAGCCUGGGAAUCUUAAGUCUCUUCAGACUCUCUUGAUGUUCCACAUUAUUCCUCAGCGCGUUGGAUCCAGUGAUUGGCCUAGUGAAAAAUCCAAGCCUGCUAGGCAUUCCACUCUGUGUAAUGACCAUCUUCACUUGAUCAGCAAGAGUUCUGGCAAGAAAGUCGUUGACUCCGCCGAGAUUAUCCGACCCGACGACGUUAUCCGUCCCGAUGGUGUUAUCCACGGCAUCGAGCGCCUUCUAAUCCCACAAUCCGUGCAAGAAGACUUUAACCGGAGGAGGAAUCUCAGAUCUAUAUCUGCUGUGUUACCAGAGGGCGCACCUGAGGUGGAUCCCAGAACCCACAGGUUGAAGAAACCAGCAGCACCUGUUCCAGUUGGUGCACCACCAGUGCUACCCAUUUAUGACGCUAUGGCUCCAGGUCCUUCUCUGGCUCCGGCGCCAGCUCCAGGUCCCGGCGGGCCUCACCACCACUUCGACGGUGAGAGCCAGGUCAAGGAUUUCAUCCAAACACUAUUACAUUACGGUGGGUACAACGAAAUGGCAGACAUCCUAGUGAACUUAACCUCGCUAGCCACCGAAAUGGGGCGUUUGGUUUCCGAAGGGUAUGUGCUCACCGUCUUAGCACCAAACGACGAAGCCAUGGCCAAGCUAACGACGGACCAGCUAAGCGAGCCCGGUGCACCGGAGCAGAUUAUUUACUACCAUAUCAUCCCGGAGUACCAAACGGAGGAAAGCAUGUACAAUGCAGUGAGGAGAUUUGGGAAAAUAAAGUACGACACACUGCGUUUGCCUCACAAGGUGGUGGCUCUGGAGGCUGAUGGAUCGGUGAAAUUCGGAUCUGGUGAUACGUCGGCGUAUUUGUUCGAUCCAGACAUUUAUACAGACGGCAGGAUUUCCGUGCAGGGAAUUGAUGGAGUUUUGUUCCCGGAGGAGGAGAAAGAGACUGUUAAAAAACCAACGGCCGCCGUCAAGGUUGUCACCAAGGCGAGGAGAGGGAAGUUGAUGGAGGUAGCUUGUAGAAUGCUUGGAGCUUUUGGACAAGAUUCACAUUUCAAUACAUGUCAAUGAAUCUGCACAGCUAAAAAUAAUAGUAAAAGAUGGGAACCAUGAAAAAAGAAAAGAGAAAAUGGUGAGUCCUUAAGGCUUUUGUUUAAUAAAAAUCACAGACAAAUGGGAUUUGAUGGAUUGCCAUGUUUGUAUGAUUUUCACUCAGAAUCCCAGAAGAGAGAGAGAAAGAGUUGUUAUUUUGUUAUAAUUACUGUAAUUACAUAUCAAUUUUUUAAUUAAAUUUUCUAUUUUUAAAUGUAUGAUUCAGUGUCACUGUACUGUAUCUAUGAAUAGAACUUGGAAAACUCCUUCCUUUUUUUUUUUAA
Messenger RNA from Manihot esculenta (cassava), 1858 nucleotides. Its product is annotated as fasciclin-like arabinogalactan protein 17. Lineage: Eukaryota; Viridiplantae; Streptophyta; Magnoliopsida; Malpighiales; Euphorbiaceae. Bases 180 to 1553 code for a protein of 457 amino acids. The transcript is spliced from 2 exons. The record is from RefSeq and is a predicted model, not a curated record.